Molecule: messenger RNA, 639 nt
Organism: Lotus japonicus
Lineage: Eukaryota; Viridiplantae; Streptophyta; Magnoliopsida; Fabales; Fabaceae
Product: NAC domain-containing protein 83-like
Exons: 3
Coding region: 1-639 (212 amino acids)
Biological process (GO): regulation of DNA-templated transcription
Molecular function (GO): DNA binding
Source: RefSeq, a predicted model, not a curated record
AUGGAAGGCCUCAUAACUUGUGAUAAGGAUGGGGGUAUUAGAUUGCUACCUGGGUACAUGUUUGAUCCCACUGAUGAGGUUCUUGUCAACUUCUACUUGAAGAGGAGGGCUUUUGCUCAACCUCUUCCUGUUCAAAUAAUCCCAAAUUUUGACGUGUUUCAGACUGAGCCUUGGAAGUUGCCUGGAGGAGAUGGAAAGAUUUUCAACCAGCGUAAGUGUUUCUUCUACAACACCAUGGGUCGUGACCUUGAAAGUCUUGACCUAAGAGUUGUAGGGAGUGGCCAGUGGAAGGUUGUGGAGAAAGGUAGAGACAUUCCUAUCCCUCCAAAAAAUGAAGUGAUUGGGAAGAGGAACACUCUGGUUUUUUGGGAGUUGCAAGGGGCUUGCGCUAGGAGGACAAAAUGGGUGAUGCAUGAGUUUCGUCUUUUAUUCAUAGCUAACCCAUCUAAGAUAUCAAAUUGGGUCGUGUAUCGCAUAUUUCUAAAGCAGGAUGCAAAUAUGGUAAAGAUGGUGAAGAAUACGAGAGGGUCUAAUGGGAAUACCUCCAACGGUGGUGAAAAUUUUGGAAGUGUUGAGGUCAUUGAACUCAGUGAGGAGAGUGGAAAUAUCUUAGAUCAUCCCUCGAUGCCCCCUUCCUAA